AUGGAAACAUCUGUUGAACCUCCUUGCGAUCCGCUCAAGGAUACCACAGACACGAGAAAGUCUCAGGAUCACAACUCCAUUGUGGAGUUCACUGAUCCACUACCUCCAUUACCACCCUCACCUGGGCGUAGUUCCACUAAUUUUCCUGCAAUACGGCAACUUGUAAAUCGUCGUGUGUCUUUAACUAGUGGUGGAAUGGCUGAAGUAGAGGAGUUGAUCUUCUCCCCUCGAAGCAGCGCAAGUCGCAUCACGAGUGUUCAACACAUUACACCCUUCAAGGAGGAGAUUAGUGCAAGAGGCUCUGGACUACAUGUUAUGACAAGCAGAACGGGUCUUUCUACAGCGAGGAGUAGCAGUAUCAGUGUGAACUCUCGGGGUUCUAAUGGAUGGGGAAAGAGUUUUGCGUACAUCAGCCCAAGUUCAGGAGAUGAAUAUUCAGUCAGUAGAGUUCCACGCUCUCUUUGUUUUCAACGUGGUAAAAUUGUAGGCUCAGGUGGAUUUGGUACAGUGUAUCAAGCUAUUCUCUCUGAUGGUUCACUUGCCGCUAUAAAAGAAAUGAAACGUGAUACCGAUGCAAAAGCUAUAGAUAGAGAGGUUCGUACAUUAAGUAGUCUUCCUCCUCAUCCACAUUGUGUUCGUUAUUUUGGAUCACGACUUAGCAGACAUCAUCACUAUAUUAUAAUGGAGUACAUCAGUGGAGGUAGUAUUCAAUCUCUACGUUCAUCAGUAGGAAGAUUUAAGGAAUCAGUGAUGCAGCGAUAUGCAAGAAUGGUUCUAUUGGGUUUGCAACAUUUACACCAAAAUGGUAUUAUUCAUCGUGAUAUAAAGGGUGCAAAUGUUCUCUUGGAUGAAAAAGGUUAUGCUAAAAUUGUUGAUUUUGGUUGCUGUAAAAAUUUAAAUAUUCCUCAAAUUACACUUGGAGGAGGAGGGACACCACUGUGGAUGGCACCGGAAGUUUGUCGUGGGGAAACUGCUACGGCGAAAUCAGAUGUAUGGGGUGUUGGUUGCCUUUGUCUUGAAAUGACAAAUGAUACUGGAGUACCGUGGUCAUUUCCUGCUGGAACCAACGCUCAGGGUGUCGCCUAUGCUAUUGCAAGCGCUAAAAAUUCACCGCCUAUCCCCUCACAUUUAUCAUCAUUUGCGCAGGACUUUAUUCGCAGUUGCCUCCAAAUAGAUGCAGAGGAUCGACUAACUGUAGAUGAAUUACUGCAGCAUAAAUUUUUUUCCCAAGAUUUGGCUGAACAAGAUGAUGAAAAUGAGGAUGUAAUCCUCUCACGAGAGGGAAGUUUGGAACAGUACUCAUCCCACUCCAAGAUUCGUUAUGCACGUGGAAAUGUUACCGAAAAAAGUGAUAAUGAUACAAAUGUAAAAAUUAUUGUCUCAGCUACUACAUCCGCAAAUUCCUCAAGGAUCAACAAUAACAGAAAAAGAGAGACAGCUAGAAAUGGAGAAUUUCGUCUUGAACCUGCCACAGAUGAUGAUGAUGAUUAUGAAGAUACUUCUGAAGGCAAUAAUGAUGACCAUUACAGUAAUGGUGGAAAUUAUGAAUUCAAGAUUGAUACCAACAAUUUUGGUAAACGAGGUUCUCUUAAUGGCAUGAAUGAUACUGCAGACACGAUCAUUCUUGCUAUUCCCAGUCCACAUAGCAUAGGAUCACCGGGGAUCGUAGUACCACAUCAAGAGUCACUCGAUUUUGAUCGUUCAAAUUCUAUGAACAGUGGUCUAUCUAAUACGUUAGUAAUAAGAAGGGGUUCGCUUAAUAAAUCUGAUUCUUUUGAAAGAGCAGCAAGUACUCAGGCUGUGCCGCAAAGCCUGGCGCUGCCGCUGCCUCAGCAGGGAAUUGAGAGCAAUGAAGAACGUUUUUCAAAUAGUUUAAGUUCGAUACAAUCUUCGACUGUGCAUCCUCUUGCUGCCCCCAUUGAGUGGGAGAGCUACGGUUCAGACAGUGUUAUCGGAGGAAAGAAAUCGUGCAAAAAGAACGAAAGACGAAUUGUUCAGAGCUCUACCGGUAGACAUAUGAGACAUGAAAAACAUGGUGGCUUCAGUCUGCUAGGGUGGUUCAAAUAA
Messenger RNA from Trypanosoma theileri, 2067 nucleotides. Its product is annotated as putative protein kinase. Lineage: Eukaryota; Euglenozoa; Kinetoplastea; Trypanosomatida; Trypanosomatidae. The coding region runs from base 1 to 2067 and encodes 688 amino acids. The transcript has a single exon. Gene Ontology annotation, biological process: protein phosphorylation. Gene Ontology annotation, molecular function: ATP binding; protein kinase activity. The record is from RefSeq and is a predicted model, not a curated record.